UGUCCCCACGGCUGCUGAAGAAAGUUGGCCGUUCGAGGACGCGUGCAGUCGCCCUCACCCCGAUAGGAGGGGCAGUUGCCGAGGCCCAGGAGGCUUUUCCCACCCUGCAGACGGAGGUGUGGAGUUGGGGCCGUUGCGAGCACGGACAGCUGGGACAUGGAGACACUCUGGACAGAUUACAGCCGCUGUGCAUCAAGAGUCUGAACAAUAAGGAGGUGGUGCUGGUGGCGGCCGGCGCUCAUCAUUCCCUCGCUCUGACUGCUCAGUCUCAGGUGUUUUCAUGGGGAAGUAACAGCUCUGGUCAGCUUGGACACAUGGAGUCACCCAGCACCGUCCCCCGCCUUGCAAAG
Molecule: messenger RNA, 350 nt
Organism: Micropterus dolomieu (smallmouth bass)
Lineage: Eukaryota; Metazoa; Chordata; Actinopteri; Centrarchiformes; Centrarchidae
Product: alsin-like
Exons: 3
Source: RefSeq, a predicted model, not a curated record